AUGGUGGAAUGCGAGUCGCCGCGCAACCUCAGGCUGCGACUUGAGGCUGCCUUGCAAGUCCUGGCAGACGGCAGGGCGCGCGCGGUUCAUGGCCAAGAAGGGCUCGCGUUGCUGCAGCGAUCGCUGAAGGACGCAGAGCAGCGCCUGGGCGUGGACUUAAGGGAGGUGCAGGAGAGCACGGUGGAGUAUGCGGCGAUGUAUGCCAAAAAUCCGGAGGUCCUUGGGGGGAUGCUCCAUCUCGUAUUUUGCCUGGAUCUGGUUCACCAGUGGGUGCAAAGCAGGGACGACCAGAUCAAGGAAAUGGAGGAGAAGCUACAGGAGGCACAGCGGAGCAUGGUCCAGUGCACAAGCCUCAUGGACCAGCUGAGCCUGGAUGUGAGAAGCUGCAGCGAAAGCCUUUCUGACAAGACCUCAGAGGGCCUCAGAAGUGCAAGGCCGGUGCUCACGAGCAAGGCUAUGGGUGGAAGCAAUCAGCAAGCAGUUGGUCGAGCUCAUGGGAAGAAUGGGAUACAUGCAAGGAAGCCUGCACUGAGUGCGGCACUUUCUGCAAGAGAGGAUGGAAUGCACCAAACGGACGGCACUAUUGCCGAUCCUGCUGGGAACAGUGGCAUGCCGUGCGUGCCUUCAGCGUUCGGGAUACUGGUUGCCCGUGCUGCACUCCUGGCGGUGUGCCCCCUGAGGCAAGAGCUGCGCGGAUUCGCCUAUUGCGAUGCCCAUUGCCACCUAGACAUUCUGCUACACAAUUUGCGGCAUGGAGGCUUUGACUGGGGCUCGAAAGAGAGACUGUGCAAGAACUGGCUGGCAGGCGAAUGCUGGUAUAAGGACUGUGACUACGCACAUGGAGAAGAGGAGCUGGUGCCUCGACAGAUGCUAGCACAGGAGCAUGUGGAGCCAUACCUCUGCGAGCUUCAACGCCGGGCUGCGAGGCGCAAUGAGCCCAUGCUGAGGUCUUUGAUUACAAACUGCUGCGAGCUCGAUGCUGUGGAAGAUACGAAGCUCAUCAUCGAAGUCGCAGAAAAACUUGGCCUCGACUCAGUGUACUGCACGAUCGGGUGCCAUCCGCAUGACUACCGAGAUUUCUCGGCAGAGGCGGAAAAGCGACUGCGUGCUGAAAUUCAGGCAUGUGGCCGUCGAGUAGUUGCAGUCGGCGAGUGUGGUCUGGAUUAUUGGAAGAACUACUACGAGUACUUGGAGCCUGUCGAACGUCAGCAGAUGUUAGACGUGUUUGCCCGGCAAAUCCGCAUGGGCAUAGACUUCAAUCUUCCUGUAGUUGUUCAUGCACGCGAUGCUGACGACGAUACCUUGCACGUCCUGAAGAAUACUUUGCCUCGCGAGCACAAAGUUUACAUUCAUGCAUUUCAAGGCACGACCGCCUUUCUGGAAGAAGUGCUGAAGAUCUUCCCCAACAGCAUCUUUGGUGUGAGCAGCAUGGUCUGGUGCAGCGAGGGGGCAGAGCGCAUCACGAGGAGCUGUCCUCUGGAUCGCAUGGUCCUUGAGACGGAUGCCCCUUACUUGGCGCCACAUCCCUCGGAUAUACCUGAGCUUGCCCACAAGAUCGGGGAGAUGAAGGGGGAGAAGACGUCCACCGUCUUGAGAAUCACCACUGAGGUUUGCCAGAGAUUCUAUGGAUUGCAAACGCCGUGGAGCAUCCGAAGAUACGAAGGUGCAUGA
Messenger RNA from Symbiodinium natans, 1671 nucleotides. The record is from the annotation of a GenBank genome assembly. NCBI's taxonomy places the organism in Eukaryota, Dinophyceae, Suessiales, Symbiodiniaceae.